Vicia villosa (hairy vetch) is the source of this 1122-nucleotide messenger RNA. RefSeq lists its product as uncharacterized. The coding region runs from base 1 to 1122 and encodes 373 amino acids. The record is from RefSeq and is a predicted model, not a curated record. Gene Ontology annotation, molecular function: RNA binding. The transcript has a single exon. NCBI's taxonomy places the organism in Eukaryota, Viridiplantae, Streptophyta, Magnoliopsida, Fabales, Fabaceae.
AUGGAGUGGCAUCAAGUCCAGCGGAAGGAACUCCGAAAUCUAGUUACAUGGUGGGAUUCUUUCCCUUACGGAAGGAUUCAGGCGGGGCAGGAGGAGACGAUCUCAACGUUUUAUUGUUUGGAGUUCCCGGAGAGGUGUCGGGCGGUAGACUUGUUCAAGAUUUUUGGUUGUGUGGGAGAUGUGGUGGAGGUUGUCAUCCCUCCAAGACGUAAUAGAUUUGGUAAACGCUUCGGGUUCGCGAGGUUCAAAAAUGUGGAGGACGAAAAAUUUCUAGCGAUUAAGUUGGAUAAUAUUUUGAUAGAUGGAAAGAAAAUCCACGUUAAUCAACCCAGAUAUAGCAGGAAGGAAGUAAGAAGGAAGUCAGAGGCAUGGCCAAGGGAGGAAGUCUCGAAGAAGCAGAAUGUUUUACCUAGGAACAAUUUUGUUCAAAUGAACAAAUCUUUUGCUGAUGGUGUUUUGAAGGUGAAGAAGUUUGAGGAUAAGGAGAUAGCUAGUGGUUUCAGGUUCAACACUAGUGCUGAAGUCAAGAAUAAAUGGAGGAAGGCAUUCAUAGGGGAAGUGUUGUUUGCUGGAGAAACAUACAAUAUUCAAACCCAUCUUGAAAUUGAAGGUUUCUUUUUUAUCAAAGUUCACCCACUGGGAGCUAAUCUAUGCCUUUUAGAGGAAUUAGAGGAAGGUGUAAUACAGGAACUGAUCAAUGAAGCAUCCUCAUUGUGGAAACAAUGGUUUAAAUCGAUAAGACCAUGGCAAGAGAAAGACAUUGAUUCUGAGCGUGUUAUGUGGGUCAGAGUUUAUGGGAUCCCAUGUCAUGCUUGUUGCUUUGAGUUCUUCGAAUCUGUUGCUAACAUGUUGGGAACUUACAUAUGCGUGGAUGAGAAUACGAUGUCGGGAGACAACAUGGACAUAGCCAGGAUAUUGAUUAGAGUUCCUUCGUCUUUCUCGCUGAAGGAUCAUGUGGAAGUGAAUGUUGAUGGUGACGUUUUUCAGUUGGUUUUACAUGAAGAUACCUAUGGCCCAGUUCGUCUAGUUGCUACAAGCCCAACUCCAAGACCUUUUCAUAAGAAGUCUUCACUCUCUUCUUCUAACUCCGGAGAAAUAGGUUUUUCUUAUCACAAAGAUUAA